GGAGAGGUGAGCGCUGCUGGGAACGGGACGUUAUACAGUAACACCGAGGCGUGUGUCUGGAUGGUGACGGCUCAUUGUGUGUCUCAGGUUCCUGUAAGGUGUGAUGAUGUCACCGUCUAUUUCUCCAUGGAGGAGUGGGAGUAUUUAGAAGGACACAAGGAGCUUUACAGGGACGUGAUGAUGGAGACCCACCAGCCCCGCGGCUCUCCAGGAGACGUGAUGGACGGAGCAGAGAAGAUCCAGAAUUCACCGUAUGAAAUCUCCGAUCGGGAGCAGACAGAAGACACGUCUCCUGAGGACGAGCAGAUGUUGGUCCUGCUGGGGGAUGGAGGAGCUCCAGCCGAUGACUUCUCUGCAUCGAUGGAUCAUAUAAAGGAGGAAUAUGCCUCGGAUUACGCCGCGUCCGGACAUAUCGCGCCCAACGUGGAGAUUUGCCCCGAAUGUGGGCUCCGGUUACCCAACAAAUCCCAGCUGAUAAUACAUCUGAGGAACCACACUGGGGAGAAGCAGAUUUCGUGUCCUGACUGCGGGAAGAAGUUUGUGGCGAAUUCCAAUCUAAUCCGGCAUCGCCGGCUCCACACAGGGGAGAAGCCGUUCUCCUGCCCCGAGUGCGGACAGCGCUUCACUCGCAAGUUCUCCCUCGUCAAACACCAGCGCAUCCACAAAGGGGAGAAGCCGUUCACCUGCGGGGAGUGCGGCAAGAGCUUCACGGGCCGGGGCAAUUUCAUCAUUCACAUGCGGAUCCACACCGGCGAGAAGCCCUUCUCCUGCUCGGAAUGCGGAAAGUGCUUCAGGGGCCGGGGAAAUCUGGGCAAACAUCUGCGGAUCCACACGGGGGAGAGGCAGUUCUCCUGCCCCGACUGCGGCAAAAUCUUCAUCACCAAUUCCGACCUCGUCCGCCACCGGCGGAUCCACACGGGCGAGAAGCCCUACGUCUGCCCCGAGUGCCACAAGUGCUUCUCGCAGAGGUCCACGCUGGUCACGCACCAGAAGGUCCACACGCAGGAGAAGCCCUUCAUCUGCCCCCAGUGCGGCAACAGCUUCUCGCAGAAGUCCACGCUGGUUAAGCACCAGCGGAUUCACACGGGUGAGAAGCCCUUCGCCUGCCCCGACUGCGGGAAACGCUUUGUCUGCAACUCCUCCCUCAAACGCCACCGGCUGCACGAGCGCUAUCACACGGGAGAGAGGCCCUUCUCGUGCUCCACGUGCGGGACGUGCUUCUUCUCCAGGCAGGAGCUCGACAUCCACGAGCGCCGUCACACGGGAGAGCGGCCCUUCGCGUGUCCAGAGUGCGGAAAACGCUUCAUCUCCAAGGCCAAGCUGAGUCUGCACGAGAGAUACCACACCGGGGAGGGGCUGCUCACGUGUGCCGAGUGCGGGAAGUGCUUCAACAGGAAGGAGAACUUUGACAGGCACAGGCAGACGCACACGGGCGAGAGGCCCUUCACGUGUCCGGAGUGCGGAAGGUGCUUCUUCACCAAGGCGCACCUCGACAUCCACGUGCGCCGUCACACCGGAGAGAGACCGUUCCCGUGCUCCGAAUGCAAGAAGUCCUUCACCACCAAGUUCGGCCUCACCUUGCACCAGAGGACUCACACCGGGGAGAAGCCAUUCUUGUGUCCCAAGUGCGGGAAGUAUUUCACCACCAAGUCGGAGCUGCGGAGGCACGAGAGACAUCACACGGGGGAGAAGCCUUUCGCGUGUUCCGAGUGCGAGAAAUGCUUCCCCACCAAGGCGGAGCUCACCACGCACGUGAAGUUCCACACGGGGGAGAGACCCUUCGAGUGUCCGGAAUGCGGAAGGUGCUUCUGUCACAAGGGACACCUCAACAAGCACUUGCGAUGUCACACGGGAUCUCGUUACAUCAUAGCUCUUCCUUCUAACUCCGGCAGUCCGAUGACUGCUUUCCCCGUCUGCAUCCCGCGUGGUCUUCAGGACAAGACACUUUGGCAAUGGCUUCCAAAAGCCAGAAGGUUCAGGCCGACCGCCAGCUCCAUCCUUCCUCCCCAGAAUCUAGUUGUCCACCUCCAUGGAGCCCCGUUUGGUAUUUCUCCCCUGCAACCAAUGAGCUUUCUAGACCCUGAUCCCAUUCCGAAGACGUUCCGUGUAUCUGCACCUCAUGCUGGAGAGGAAGAUGAAUAUCGUGAAGUCUCGUUUCCACCCAGCCCCCUGGACGAGUCGCCCGGAUCAGACCCGGGACCCCGGACGCGUUACCCGGAUCAGACCCGGCCCCCCGGACACGUCGCCCGGAUCAGACCCGGCCCCCCAGAAGCCUCGCUCGGAUCAGACCCGCCCCCCCAGAAGCCUCGCCCGGAUCAGACCCGGGCCCCUGGACGAGUCGGCCGGAUCAGACCAGGGACGCCAGACACGUCGGCCGGAUCAGACCCGGGACCCCGGACGCGUCGCCCGGAUCAGACCCCGCCCCCUGGACGCGCGGCCCGGAUCAGACCCGGGACCCCGGACGAGUCGCCCGCAUCAGAGCCGGGACACCGGACGCGAGUUGCCCGCAUUAGAGCCGGGACACCGGAGGAGUCGCCCGCAUCAGAGCCGGGACAGCGGACGCGAGUCGCCCGCAUCAGAGCCGGGACACCGGACGAGUCGCCCGCAUCAGAGCCGGGACACCGGACGCGAGUCGCCCGCAUCAGAGCCAGGACACCGGACGCGAGUCGCCCGCAUCAGAGCCGGGACACCGGACAUGUCGCCCGGAUCAGACCCGGAAGUGAUGAGGAGAAAGUAGCCGGAACACGAGAGCCAUUGCCGGGAUUAUCUUCUGUCCCUGAGGGUUCUGAACGUCUUCCCAGCCGAGACGCGUCCCUCAUGGCCGAGCGAGUGAGCGAGAAGCCGAGUGUAUGCAUUCAGUGCGGGGAGCCCUUCCAGGCGAGGGAGGGUCUGCGGGCGCGGGAGAGAGUGCACUGUCCUCGGUGCGUGACCCCAAAGAAAGAGCGCGGGGAGAGAGCGCCCGCAGAGAAGAAGUCUUAUCCGUGCCCCGAAUGCGACCGAUGUUUCAGCAUUAAACCGAAUCUCAACAGACACGUGGGGAAGCACAUCGCCCUGCAGCAGAAGCCCUUCCCGUGCCCCGAGUGCGGCAAAUGUUUCCCCAGCAAGCGGUACCUCUGGAAACACGUGAAGCGCCACGUGGGGGAGAAGCGCUUCGCCUGCACGGAAUGCGACAGAAGUUACAACGAGAGGGGGCAGCUCGUCGACCAUCAGCGCGUUCACACGGGGGAGAAGCCGUUCGAGUGCUCCGAGUGCGGCAAGGCCUUCGCCUGGAAGGAGUCCCUUCGCGCGCACCUGAAACUUCACAUCGGGCUGAGACCCUUCGCGUGUGCUGAAUGCGGCAAAUGUUUCACCAUGAUGGGGGAUCUCCACAAACACGAGAGAACGCACACCGGAGAGAGGCCGUUUCCGUGCCCCGAGUGCGGCAAACGUUUCGGCACGCGGGGGAACCUCCGCAAACACGAGAAAACCCACACGGGGGACAAGGCCUUCCCGUGCACCGAGUGCGAGCAGUCUGCCCCCACGAUGGCCAAGCUCCGCAAACACUCGCGCGUGCACACGGGAGAGAGGCCGUACGAGUGCCCCGAGUGCGGGAAGACGUUCGCCGUCCAGAUAAAGCUCAGCGAGCACGAGCGCAUGCACACCGGAGAGAAGCCCUUCAAGUGCCCCGAGUGCGAGAAGUGUUUUGCCAAGAAGGAAUACCUCAGGUCCCACGUGAGAUUUCACACCGGGCUGAAGCCCCUCUCCUGCUCGGAAUGCGGCAAACGCUUUGCCACGACGGGCGAGCUCCACGACCACCAGAGAAUUCACACGGGCGAGAAGCCGUUCCUCUGUCCCGAAUGCGGGAAAUGCUUCGCCUUGAGGUCCAGCCUCCGCAGCCACAAGAAAACCCACGUGGGAGAGAAGCCCUUCGCGUGCUCCGACUGCGAGAAAUGCUUCACCACGUUGGGCAACCUCCAAACUCACCAGAAGAUCCACACGGGGGAGAAGCCCUUCGCGUGCGCCGAAUGCGGGAAAGGCUUUAUCAUAAAGGCAAAGCUGCUGGAUCACGAGAGAAUUCACACCGGCGAGAAACCGUUCAGCUGCUCCGAGUGCGGGAAAAGCUUCAACAAGAAGGAGAUCCUCAACAAACACCUGAAGCUCCACGCCGGCUCCAAGCCCUUCCCGUGUGUCCAAUGCAGAAUGUAUUUCGCCACCAAAGCCGAGCUGGCCCGGCACGAGCCGCUUCACAGCAAGGAGUUCUCGUGCCCCACGUGCGGGAAAUGCUUCACUAGGAGGUCGCUGAUCGCCCGGCACGCCAAGCUUCACCAGCGCUAGAGCCCCGCUAGAGGCUGUAGGUGGCCCUUGAUGAGGACGCUUGAGCCCUUGCGCGCUCUGCUGGCAGCCGCCCCAUGUGCUGUAGCGGAAGUUGAGUGCCAGCUUUUAAUGUUGGGGUUUUUUGGGGGGAUAGAAAUGCAUUUAGCGAUGUUACGGACCCCCCACGCGUUUUGUUUCCUGCCCCCGGCUGCUCGAGUAGAAGUUCUUAUAUUCCUGGAUGAGGCCCCCGUGGACGGGGUCUAGAAACAUGUCUGCGUUCCAGCGCACGUAAUAAAGCUGCUUUAUCGGUCCUUUUAAAA
Messenger RNA from Spea bombifrons (plains spadefoot toad), 4613 nucleotides. RefSeq names its product zinc finger protein 585B-like. Gene Ontology annotation, biological process: regulation of DNA-templated transcription. The record is from RefSeq and is a predicted model, not a curated record. Lineage: Eukaryota; Metazoa; Chordata; Amphibia; Anura; Pelobatidae. Gene Ontology annotation, molecular function: RNA polymerase II cis-regulatory region sequence-specific DNA binding; DNA-binding transcription factor activity, RNA polymerase II-specific. The transcript is spliced from 8 exons. Bases 61 to 4314 code for a protein of 1417 amino acids.